Gavia stellata (red-throated loon) is the source of this 2731-nucleotide messenger RNA. It is a transcript of the gene YPEL5, whose product is annotated as yippee like 5. Bases 457 to 822 code for a protein of 121 amino acids. Lineage: Eukaryota; Metazoa; Chordata; Aves; Gaviiformes; Gaviidae. The record is from RefSeq and is a predicted model, not a curated record. The transcript is spliced from 5 exons.
CAGUUCACUUUCUUCUUUCACGUUUGGCUACGUGUGGUGCUUUCUGAUAACGAAUUCUACGUGUAGGCAGAGGGCAGAGGCUGGGCCCUGCUUACUUCAACGGUUGCAGAAGUCAGUGGCAAACAGCUGAAUCUCAGACCUCCUGCGACUGACCACGUGUGUAUUGUCAGAUGCACCCCCACUUGUGAGCAGCAGAAACCUGGGAAGAUGAGAAGAGCAAGCUUAAGCGCGGUUCCUGAGAUGUGAAGAUGAAGUUUAAGCCUGGUUCCAGAAUCUGAGAUGCAGUAGAUGGUGCUGAAGCAACACUGAGGCUCCUGAGAUAUCCACAGUCCAGUGUCUAUAUAGGAAGUGCCUGCUGGCUCUCCCAAACAUUGAUGGUCCUGUGUCUUCGAGAGAUGCACUCUGGGACAAGAAAACACUGACUGUCUUGAGUAUAAACUUACCUAAGUUCUAAAAAUGGGAAGAAUUUUUCUGGAUCAUAUUGGUGGCACUCGCCUGUUCUCCUGUGCAAACUGUGACACAAUUCUGACCAAUCGUUCUGAGCUCAUCUCCACUCGUUUUACAGGGGCCACGGGAAGAGCCUUUCUUUUUAACAAGGUGGUAAAUCUGCAAUACAGUGAAGUUCAGGAUCGGGUCAUGCUCACUGGGCGCCACAUGGUUCGAGACGUGAGCUGCAAGAACUGCAACAGCAAACUGGGUUGGAUCUAUGAAUUUGCCACUGAAGACAGCCAGCGCUACAAGGAAGGCCGUGUUAUCCUGGAAAGAGCGCUGGUCCGAGAGAGUGAAGGAUUUGAGGAGCAUGUUCCAUCCGACAAUUCCUGAAGAGACUUGAGUGUCUUUGCAGGUUCUCUUCAACUGAAACUCAAAAAUAAUAAAAUCAACAAAAAAAUCUGCUUACAUACACUGUCACCUUAGCAUCAGAGUCGGAUUCAUGGACUACAGAGUGGGAAAGAUUGUGAGAGUAUUUCAGAUGGAACCUUCCUUUCUUUAUUCCUUUUAUAUUUUACUUUCCCUCCAGCAGCUGUUUGUAGAAAGAAUGUUGUGCAGAUGCUGUAACUUUUUCUCUCUUGCAUUUACAUCUGUUAGAUUUGAGAUUGUUUCUACAGAUACGAUGGGCUAAAGGAAAAUAUUUGGGGGAUUUGUCUUUUGUUAGAGAGAAAUCAAUGAGUUUUUUUUAGUUUGCACAAACUGAUGUCAGCAUAAAUUUAUUUUAAAACUACAGAUGUUUUUUUAAAAAGUAUAUUCCAAUUUUUGGCUUAAGUUUUUAGUUAGAGUUUUUUUUUUACCCGGUCUUUUCACCUGAUUUGCUAGCUGAAGUAAAGAGAUCCGAAUUUGUGCCGAGUGCUAAAGGUUCAGUGUUGGUACAGCUUGGGCUGGCCCUUGUGCCAUAUUCUUGUUGAGGUUGAUUGGUAGCACAGAGCCCAUUAUUUCUUGUCGUUCCUGACCCAAAGAUGUCACCAUUCCUUGUUUAUUUGUGAAGUCCCAUUCACCAUGUAAACUGGUGUUGAUUGGAAACUAUUCUUGAAAUAGGGCAAAACUGCUUGGCUUUUUUUAAUUUUAACUGAUGUAACUUAUAAGCAUAGUAAUAAUAUAAAAUAAUAGUUGUCUGUUUAGUCUUGCGUUGCUUACAAAUCAGAAGCUGUGUUUGUAAUGAUAGGGAUCCACUGAGAAACUACUGUUUCAGUAGUAAUUUUUCUUCGGUUCUCUACUAAUCUCAUUAAGUAGACAGGCAAUUGCAAAUCUUAAUUCUUCUUCAAGUAGCUUUCUUUAAACCCAGAACUUCCUAUGUUAAACACAGCUGCUGUGUAAAAGGAGAAGAUUGCCAGCAUGUUUGUUCAUGCCUAGAGUUAUGCAAUCUGCAUCUCUUGAAAAGAUUAACUUAAACAGCUUGUUUUCAAAUGCUGCUUCUGGUGUUGAAACCUUUAUCUUUCAACUUUGUUGAACCUUUUCAUUGUGAUGUUACAUUUUUAUCUUUCUGGGCAGCAGUACAUGUCAGCCUAGUAGUAACUAGUGACUUGGAUUCCUGCUUUCUUCUUGUAGAGGUCAGCUCUGUUUAAAACAGUGGUCUUGCUUGCCUUUUUAGCAAAAAUGCUCUUCAUUAACUUAACUCAAGGGUGCCCAAACACUUUCAUUGUGUCUUAAGCCAUAAGUUAAGAUCUCAAGGGCUGAAAUUAAUUUGAAUGUUAGAUGUGUAUGAUUCCUUAUCAAAGAUACAAGUUAAUUUGUAUUUUUUUUUCUUAUUGGAUAAAUAGUGGUCAAUGUGAAGUAAGUUACCCACAGACGUACAAAAGGGGGGAAAAAACCCCACCCAACCAAACAGAUCUGGGCUCUGACCUUUCAGAAUAACUUUUCUUCACUAGCCGCAGCUCCAUAUCUGAAACUAAAAUGUGGAGGGUGACUAUGCAGAGAAUUUUUCUUAAUUUUUUUUGGUUGCUAAGUGGCAAGUUGGACACCCCUGACUUGAAUCUACUGCCUGUUUCAUGUAAAAGUAGCUUUAUUAUAGAAUUGUCACAUAGAAAGAAAACAGAGUAGAUCACAUACCAGAGCUGUGCUUGGAUCAAGCUGCUUAAACAAUAGUGUACUUGUGCCUCAAAUGAAUCAGUUUUUGCACUGAGUACAGUAGUACCCCAUUAUCUUGUACUUCUGUCCUUCACAGACCCUAAAAGCCCCAUUAGCAUGGUUCUCUGCAGUACUUUCCUUGUACUUCUGACAUUACAGUACAAUAAAAUAU